This is a messenger RNA of Phanerochaete carnosa HHB-10118-sp, 389 nucleotides long. RefSeq lists its product as uncharacterized. The transcript has a single exon. NCBI's taxonomy places the organism in Eukaryota, Fungi, Basidiomycota, Agaricomycetes, Polyporales, Phanerochaetaceae. The coding region runs from base 34 to 273 and encodes 79 amino acids. The record is from RefSeq and is a predicted model, not a curated record.
CCGCCAAGGCUGCAUCGGAUUUCACGGGGGCAGAUGCUUUGCUCCGGUGCGUCUCACCUUCGCGAAAUUCCCCAGGUUAACCGACACUUUUGCAAUCAUCAAACCACUGCAGCCUGGGUCAGCUUGCGCAUCACUACCUUCGACGCCAACCUGUCUACCCUCUCUUGCGCCCCCGACUGCACCGCGCACAACCUCUGCACCGCUCCCGACUUGCGUCGAGCCGUACGCGCACCUGUCCAACCUGCUGGCGCUACUGCGCGUUCGACGGAAUAGUUUUACCAAGCGUUACUCCGAACCUGUGCGCCUAGUGCGCCGACUUCUACGCAGUAGGCUACUUUUCGAGCUUCCUGUGUUUGCAGUCGCAGCCGCCGAAUAGAUCUAACAGGAGG